AGAGAGAGAGAGAGAGAGAGAGAGGAGAGAGAGAGAGUAUUGUGAAGGCAUUGCUUGGACUGUGUGUGGACUCUGGUCUCCAGACUGUGUGAGGAAGUUAUUUGUUACAUGUUAAAACUAUGGAUCAAAGCUUGAUGAUCUCGGUGGUGGCAGCUGUUUCUGUGGUGGUAGUGACAGUGCUGUACUUUCUCCUGCGAGGCUCUGCAGGAGGGAAGAAGAAGAAGCUGCCUGUCACUCUGCAGGAUCCUACGGUCAAAUAUCCCCUUCCCCUUAUAGACAAACAGGAAAUCAGCCAUGACACAAAGAAAUUUCGGUUUGGGCUUCCAUCUUCAACUCAUAUCCUUGGACUGCCAAUAGGUCAGCACGUGUACUUGUCAGUCAAGGUGAACGGGAGUCUGGUGGUCAGAGCCUACACUCCAGUCUCCAGUGAUGAGGACCAGGGAUAUGUCGACCUUGUGGUUAAGGUGUACUACAAGAACUCCCACCCCUCCUUCCCAGAGGGAGGGAAGAUGUCUCAGUACCUGGACAACAUGGCUAUUGGAGACGCCAUUGACUUCAGAGGACCCAAUGGACUGCUGGUGUAUAAGGGAAAUGGUCUGUUUUCCAUCCGACCAGACAAGAAGUCAGAGCCGAAAGUUCGGAAGUUUAAGCACGUUGCAAUGAUCGCCGGUGGAACAGGUAUCACUCCUAUGCUGCAGUUAAUCCGCAGUAUCACAGCAGACCCCACUGACAAGACCAAGUGCUCUCUCAUAUUCGCCAACCAGACUGAGAAAGAUAUCCUACUGAGGGAGGAGCUGGAGGAGGUGAAGAAGAACCAUCCUGACAAAGUUCAACUUUGGUUCACACUGGACAAACCUUCGCAGGAUUGGCGCUAUAGUGCAGGGUUUGUGACCUAUGACAUGAUCAAGGAACACCUCCCUGCUCCGUCCAGUGAUGUCCUUGCUGUCCUGUGCGGUCCUCCACCGAUGAUCCAGUACGCUUGUCUGCCCAAUUUGGACAAGCUGGGACACAAAACAGAAAACAUUUUUGCAUACUAGUGUUCUGAUUGACUACAAAACUGGUGUAUUCCCUGUUAUCAUUCAAUCACAAAACCACCAAUCACUGUAUGAACGCUGUGGGUGUUCUAAUAUAAA
Morone saxatilis (striped sea-bass) is the source of this 1133-nucleotide messenger RNA. Its product is annotated as NADH-cytochrome b5 reductase 2. NCBI's taxonomy places the organism in Eukaryota, Metazoa, Chordata, Actinopteri, Moronidae. Gene Ontology annotation, molecular function: FAD binding; oxidoreductase activity. The transcript is spliced from 9 exons. Bases 120 to 1037 code for a protein of 305 amino acids. Gene Ontology annotation, cellular component: mitochondrion. The record is from RefSeq and is a predicted model, not a curated record.